Messenger RNA from Gossypium arboreum, 585 nucleotides. RefSeq lists its product as uncharacterized. The record is from RefSeq and is a predicted model, not a curated record. Lineage: Eukaryota; Viridiplantae; Streptophyta; Magnoliopsida; Malvales; Malvaceae. Bases 1 to 585 code for a protein of 194 amino acids. The transcript has 4 exons.
AUGGACUUCGUUAAUGGGUUACCCCUAACACCCACUAAAAUGGAUUCUGUUUGGGUCAUCGUGGACCGAUUGACCAAGACUGUACAUUUCAUUCCCGUGAAAAUAGACUUCUCCCUACAGAAGUUGGCAAAACUGUACAUUUCUGAGAUAGUGAGGCUACAUGGGACAGAUGGUCAGUCAGAGAGGGAGAUCCAGAUACUGAAGGACAUGUUGAGGGGUUGUAUUAUCGACUUCUGGGGCAGUUGGGAGGAGUACUUGCCUUUAGCAGAGUUCGCUUACAGCAAUAGACAGAAGUCCUACGCUGAUUUGAAGAGGAAAGACAUCGAGUAUUUUGUGGGGGACAUGGUUUUCCUUAAGGUCUCGCCAUGGAAGAAAGUUUUGAGGUCCGGUCGCAAGGAGGAGAUUGAGGUUAGACCAGAUCUAACGUUCAAGGAAGAGCCGGUUCAGAUCCUAGAUCGCAACGUUAAGGUUCUGCAUAAGAAAUCUAUCCCUUUAAUGAAUGUGCUGUGGCAGAAUCAUAGCACUGAGGAGGCCACUUGGGAGCCAAAGGAUUCGAUGCGUCAGCAAUAUCCUCACCUCUUCUGA